UGUAAGAAGAAGUGAAGAGAACGGAGUGCAGCUACAUGGCGGUAACAGAGCACAUUGCGAUUGCUAAGACGUUGUGAGUAAGUGUGUUGUUAAAAUCUUGGCACAAUCACUGCCUUGGUCUUCUUGAGUCAACUGUAGCCUCAAAGAGAGGCAAAGCUCUGAACAUGGAAAAUGGUCAAGGCACAGGCUCCAAGCUGGGUCUGCCACCCCUCACUCCAGAGCAGCAGGAAGCACUGCAGAGGGCAAAGAAAUAUGCCAUGGAGCAGAGCAUUAAAAGUGUCCUGGUGAAACAGACCAUAGCUCAUCAGCAGCAGCAGCUAACUAACCUGCAGAUGGCAGCAGUGACUAUGGGCUUUGGAGAUCCUCUCUCACCUUUACAUUCGGCGGCAGCGCAGAGGCAGCGAGCUUUGGCCAUCAUGUGCCGUGUCUAUGUGGGUUCCAUCUAUUAUGAACUUGGCGAGGACACCAUUCGACAAGCUUUUGCCCCAUUUGGCCCCAUUAAGAGCAUCGACAUGUCCUGGGACUCUGUCACAAUGAAGCACAAGGGCUUUGCUUUUGUGGAGUAUGAGCUUCCUGAGGCUGCUCAGCUGGCUCUGGAGCAGAUGAAUUCGGUUAUGCUGGGUGGUAGGAACAUUAAGGUGGGGCGGCCAGGUAACAUCGGACAGGCACAGCCCAUCAUCGAUCAGUUGGCAGAGGAGGCGCGUGCAUUCAAUCGUAUCUAUGUAGCCUCAGUGCAUCCAGACCUGUCCGACGACGACAUCAAAAGUGUGUUUGAAGCCUUUGGCAAGAUAAUGUCCUGUAUGCUGUCCAGAGAGCACACGACAGGAAAGCACAAGGGCUACUGCUUCAUUGAAUAUGAAAAGCCUCAGUCAGCGGUAGAUGCCGUGUCCUCCAUGAACCUGUUUGACUUGGGAGGCCAGUACCUCAGAGUGGGAAAGGCUGUGACACCUCCCAUGCCCCUACUUGCCCCAAUGACCCCUGGAGGUCUGCCACCUGCUGCCGCAGUAGCGGCUGCUGCUGCCACCGCUAAAAUCACAGCCCAGGAGGCUGUAGCAGGAGCAUCUGUGCUGGGCUCCCUGACAUCACCUGUUCAUCUCCUCAGCCAGCAGAUGGGGCUCCCCCACGCUGUACUGGCAGCCCAGGCCCCAGGUUUAAUCACAGGUGUCACGCCUGUUCGCUCCACUCUGCCCAUGGUGCCGCAAGUUGGCCUCGUAAACCCAGUGCUGUCCUCACCACCCAUCACGUCUAAUGCUACACCCACAGGGACCCCAACAAGCACGACGCAGCGGCAGCAGCCCAGUGAGAUUAAAAAGGAGGUAGAGGACAAACAGCACGAGAACCAGACUAAGCUCGGGGAUGAGCUUGAGCAGCUCAGCAGCAGUGAAGGCAAACCCACAGCCACACAGUCUGGGUCCACUGUAAUGGUGUUGCGCAACAUGGUCGGCCCCGAAGACAUAGACGAUGACCUGGAGGGGGAGGUGACUGAGGAAUGCGGAAAAUAUGGUGGCGUAAACCGAGUCAUCAUUUACCAGGAGCGACAGGGUGAGGAAGAGGAUGCUCAGAUCAUUGUUAAGAUCUUCGUGGAGUUCUCCAGCGCUGAGGAAAUGAAUAAGGCCAUCCAGGCUCUAAACAACCGGUGGUUUGCAGGUCGCAAGGUCGUGGCUGAGGUGUACGAUCAGGAGCGUUUCAAUAGGAGUGACCUUACCGCCUAAGACUGACCAACCCUCUCUUCCCGCUUGAACUCAUUCAGCCAUCAUUAAUGCUGCUCGAGUUCUGGGCCUCUUUUAAACUUGUAAUUAUUUUUUUUAUCGUGGUAAAUAAUAUUGGGGAUGAUCCUAUUGCUGGGAUUUGGCUUAGGAAAUAUGUGCACCUCAUGAUUGUUUUUGGUCAUCACCUACUGUGAAAGGUUUCUCUUUCUUUCUUUUUUACCUUUAAUGGCUAAUUUGUUAAUUUGGCUCAUGCUGCACUUGUUAUUUACUGGCCCGACCCAAAUAUUUUUUAAAGAAACAUUUUUCAUCUAACAUUAUGUUAGUAUCAUUAAUGUUGUAUUGGAGUUAUUAGUUCUGAAUUCAUCAACACAAUAAAUUCUUUAAAUCUG
Molecule: messenger RNA, 2098 nt
Organism: Trichomycterus rosablanca
Lineage: Eukaryota; Metazoa; Chordata; Actinopteri; Siluriformes; Trichomycteridae
Gene: puf60b
Product: poly-U binding splicing factor b
Exons: 12
Coding region: 165-1712 (515 amino acids)
Biological process (GO): regulation of alternative mRNA splicing, via spliceosome; mRNA splice site recognition; alternative mRNA splicing, via spliceosome
Cellular component (GO): precatalytic spliceosome; catalytic step 2 spliceosome
Molecular function (GO): RNA binding
Source: RefSeq, a predicted model, not a curated record